Postia placenta MAD-698-R-SB12 is the source of this 498-nucleotide messenger RNA. RefSeq lists its product as hypothetical. The record is from RefSeq and is a predicted model, not a curated record. The transcript is spliced from 4 exons. NCBI's taxonomy places the organism in Eukaryota, Fungi, Basidiomycota, Agaricomycetes, Polyporales, Adustoporiaceae. The annotation marks the transcript as partial.
GGUUGGGGGAUGCAAGUGCCUGACGAGGCAGGUUGGGAUGGGACGGGAGUGACGUGGCGAGAUGUGGAUCUCAAGGUGCCAAAAGGGGCUCUGUCUCCGUUGCUUUCUGGGUCGUCGCAAGAGACGUCAACCUGCUCCUGGGUGUCAAAGGUGUGCUCAAGUCGAGAGCAGUCGAAGAAUUUGUCAGCCACGGUGAUGGGGGGAGGAAGGGGAGCGUUGGGGAGUUUUGACCUAAUGUCGCGACUUAGGGUCGAGCGACAGGAGAAAACCAAAAGCUGGGGGCGUUCGACUUAUCUUACCAAAGCAAUGGGACAAGAGGUCAAAACUGAGGUCCCUAGGGCAGCAGAGGCCGGCUUAGAUACAUGGGGAGAUAAGGGCAGGCUGUGUGUGCUGGUCUGUGCACAGCUGGUCCGUGCACAGCAUGCUGACGCGGCCCCGGGGGCCAGUGAGUCAGAGCGGCUGUGUCACGAGUUGGUACGGCGUCUAGCCGUUUUUUAA